AUGUAUCAAUCAAACCAACAACAACAACAACAACAACAACAAGGAUAUCAUCAUCAACUUAACAGAACAUCAAUCUCAUCAAAUCAUUCAAUCAAAAUGAAUCAUCAUCAUCAACAACAACAACACCAUCAUCAACACUUUCAACCACAACCACAACCACACUUUCAAAUUCCAAUUCAUCAUCAACAACAUCAAACACCAUUACAUCAAUUUCAAUUUCAACAACUUCAUCAUCAACCAGUACCACCAUCACCAUCUCAUAACUUUCAAUUCAAUCGAAAUCAUCAUUCAAACUCAUUACAUCCAAACCAUCAUCAUCAUCUAAAUCACCAUCAUCCAAACCAUCUAAACCAUCUAAACAAUCCAUUCUUAAUCAAUCCACCUUCAAUCCCAUUACAAUCUCCAUUACCUCCUACUUUCUCUGCUUAUCUACAACAACACAAACAUCAACAACUACUCUCUUCUCCAUCCCUCAACCAACCAAGAUCUCCUACAUCUUCAAACCAUUCAUCUUACCAAACCCAACCAUCCUCAUCACUUCAUCAUCCGAACCAUAACCAUCAAAGUCCAUUUAAUCAAUACUCAAAACCAGAACCGAAAAGACCUAGCACACCACCAUCCAAUCUUUUGAACCUUACCACACCACCAUCCAAUCUUUCGAACCUUACCACACCACAACUUAUCACUCCAUUAAGUAUCAUCAGUAAUGGAACCAGAAAGAAACUCAAGAUCAGAUUACCACUAGAGUUUACACCUGAUCAUGAGUUAUCUUUAGACGAAAGUAGGAUCCGAUCGAAAUGGAAACGUUUACCGAUCUCUACGAAUCCCGCUCAACUUGGUCCAUCUAACCCAUCUGAUCUGCUUUUACUUCAUUCUACUUCUAAAGACGAAUGGCCUGAAAGAUUAGGUAACCGGUUACCUGAUUCGAUUGAUGUGUAUUUACCUGGUAAAGAAGUUUGGGAUGAUUAUCGGGCUGAGAUCUUGGAUGAGAAAUUAAAUGAAUUAGGUUAUCAUUCAAUCCAACAAGAUGAGAAUUUGGUUCACUUAGACUUACGACUUCGUCUAGAAGCCUAUCUAUCCGAUCAUCCAGAAUCGACCCUUCAGAUCCCUACCAUCCCUGGCAUCUAUCCUUUUGCUUUACCUUCUUCACCUCUCUCACCGAUUUCUAAACCUUUGAUGAGUUUCACGGCUCCGAUGAUGGCUCCUAGGGGUCAUAGUUCUACCAUGUCAAUUGCUUUACCUGGUGGAACUCCUAAUCAAUAUCUUGCUUCUAAUCGUUCUCCUACCUUUGGUCCUCCUUCUACACCCGGUGAACCGAUUGGCCCUCUUCCUCCUCCUCCUCCUCCGGGAUUGAAACCUACUGCGCCUGUCUUCAAACCUACUGGUACUUUGCUUCCUACUGCUCCUGAGUUUCAACCUACUUGGGCACCGGCUCCUGUUCCAGUUCCGAUCUCCAUUCGUCCUAGAGGCUCGGUUAGCCCUCAUAGAAUGCUUCUAAGUCCUACGUUAAUGAUUGUAGGUGAAGAAGAAGAAGAAGUAGAAGCAGAAACAGAAGAUCCAAAGAGACCAUCAGAAGAUCAAGAAGAGAUUGUGACGGAUAGUGAAGCUGAUUCCAUUCAAGCACAAGUCUUGACGGAUUCUGAAGUCGAAGAUGAUCAAGAAGAAGAAGAAGAAGAAGGAGAAUCGAUGAUGAGAAAUGAAGUGACGGAAGAUUAUUAUUCAGGUCCAGAUUCGGUUGAAGAAGAAGUGAUGAAUGAACAUAAUCAUUUGAUGAGAUCAUCUAUCUCGUCUCAAGCCUUGAGACGAAUCUCAUUUAAACCGAUCAUAUCAGAUCCAAGAACAGUAGUGAUGAAAGCAAGAUCGAGUGCUGGUGAAGAAGAAGAUGAUAUUCCAUUGGCCAAGUUAAAAGAUCGAAGGUUCUCUACUCAACUUCAUCAACUUGAUCAUUCUAGUCAAUCUUCUUCUUUACCUACCGGUAUACAAAUCAGUCAGGAUCAAAGGAGUGAAUAUACUAAUCCUAGUGAUGAAGAUGAACUAGAAGUACCAAGAGCCGAUCGAAAGCCUUCUUCAGCAUCUUUACCGAACCAUCGUACCACUCGAUCUCAUACGUUUGGCAUUAAUUCUUUCAGUGUGAGUGGUAGAAGUUCGAUGACGGGUGGGGAUGGGAUACCUCAUAAUUGGAUCAAUGGAGUGGAAGAUGAAGAUGAUAUUAUUUCAAAUCCUAGUGAUGAAGAUCAUGAAUUAAUCCAGAAUGAAGACCAUCAUCUCUAUACAACAAACUUGGAAGCUACCAGAUCAACCAUCACAGCAGAUGAAGAAGUCUCUAAACCUAAUCUAAACGCAUUCGCAGCUGAAUUCACACCAAACUUUAAUUUCUCUUCUAUGAUUCCACAUAUCGGAUCAUUAUCAAAACAAGUGAUUGAAGAUGAUGAACAUCAAUUGAUCGGAUCACCUGGAAGAGGUAUCAAACGACAAAAAACACAACAAGAAGUUUGGAUUGAAGAAGAAGGUCCCUUGAUCCCAUCCUUUUCAGAACAUUUACCACCUCUACGACAAUCUGUUUCACUUCCACCACCCUUUUCGUUACCUGAAUUACCUGAACGUCUAGGAGGAUCUAGUUCUGGUCUCACAUCUGAUUUGAUACGAGAAGAUCCCAACUAUGAACAUCAGAAGACAUUACCACAUGAUUUAGGAUCGAUUAUGAUCCCUAAUAGUCCGCUCAUACGUGAUCGAUUGUUACCUAUCAUGAGAGAUCAACCUAUGACACCCAAGGUACCUAGACUUAGACCUUCUUCUUCGUUUGAUGAUGAUUCGACUUCUUCAAUCGAUCAUCAUUCUAGAUCAUCUUCACCUUCACCUUCUAGAGUCUUAAACCAAGCUAGAUCAUUCGAAUUGAUUCCUACUCAAAACCUUUCGUCUAAAGAUUCGAUGAUCUCGUUAAACCAAUUAAAACAACAACAAAUCGAAUGGAAUCAAAUUGGAAAUCAACCCAAUGUAAAGGCUCAGAUUGGUAAUGAAGAGAUUGUGAAGAUCAGUAGUAGUGCUUCGAAGAAGAGAGGUGAGAUUCCCAAGUUCUUGUCCCAUGAUCUUGAUCAUGAAAAUUGUAGGCCUGCUCCUCCUAGUCAAAUUACAAGGAUUGAGAAAAUCAAUGUGGGACCUAAGAUUGUGGUUGAAGAGAAGUCUGGUGGGAUUGAAGAGAUGGGCUUUUUGGAUCCGGCUGGGGUGAGUACUAUACGAAUUAGCAAUCGGGUACAUCUAGAUGAUGAUGAUGAUGCGGAGGAGGAUGAAGAAGAAGAAGAUGAAGAAAUGCAAAGUGGAUCAUCAGAAGAUGAUGAAGUAGAAGAAGCAAAUCUAAGUAUGAGAUCAUCCACGACUUAUUUAAAUAAAUUAUUAAAUAAAAAGUUUAAAGAAUUAAGACAAGACUUAAGUGGAUUACAUACCUUAAAGGUUGAUUUUGAUUCAUUGAAACGAGAUGCGUUAUUAGAAGAGAUGCAUAAACGAAUGGAGAUGGUAAUAGAAGAAAGUCAAAGGAAAGAGAAAGGAAAGGAUCUAGAAAUCAUUCUUAGAUCGAUACGAGACCUUAAGAAUGGUGAAGAAGAGAUUGAGAUGAUGAUGAAGAAAUUAUCAGAGGCGGUGAAACCACAGAUUUAUCAAUUGAUUGAUUUAACGUCUGAUAAGUCUGAAACGGCUGGAUUGAUUGUUCAAGAAUUGAAACCUAGUUUAGAAGACUUGAUGAAACGAUUGAUUGGAGAAUUAAGAGUUGAGAAUGAAAAGAUCAAAGAAAAAAGGAUAGAUGAAGAUGAACAUAGAGAGAGUUUGAAAGUAGGAGAAGAGAUGAUUGAAUUGAUUACACAAUUAGAUUUGAAAUCGUUGAAUUUUUAUCAAGAUAUUAGUCAACAGAUUGGAAGUACGAUGAAUGAGAUUAGUGAAUUGAUUAAGAGUGAGAUUAGAAGAGAAGUAUUAGAAAGUAAAGAGAAUGAGAUACAAGAACUUAGGAAUGUGAAGAACGAAUUAGAAUUAGGCUUAUUGAAGGCUAGAGCUGAUCAUGGUAGAGUAAGAUCUGAAAGAGCAGUGGAAAAGGAAAAGAUUAUGGAAGAGAAAUCGAAAGUUGAAAGAGAGUUGGAAGAGUUGAGGAAGAAGAAAAGGAUGGAUGAGCUGGAGAUUGAAAGGUUUAGAAAGGAGAAAGAGGAGAUGGAAGGAUCCAGGAGGGUUCAAGGGGUUGAGAAAGAGUCGGUUGAGAGGGAAAGAGAUCGGUUGAAGGAGUUGGUUGCAAGGCUUGAGAGUCGAUGUGAAGGAUUUGAAGUUAAGGGAAGGGAAUGGGAAACCAAACGGAUUUUACAAACUGAAGAGAUAGCCGAAUUAAAGGUCAAGAAUCGAAUGAUUGAAUCGAAUAAUAAAUCGAAUGAGAGAGGAUUAGAAUUAAGUCAGAAUGGAUAUGAAAGAUUACAAGAAGUACGAAAUCUGGAUUUGAUUAGGUAUCAAACUAAAGAAGAUGAAUUAAGGAAAGAGAUUAGGAAUCAAGAGAUUGAGUUUGGUAAAAGAUAUCAAGAGAUGGGUAGAGAGAUUAGAGAAGCUGUAGAGGGAAAAGCUUUGGUUGAGGGUGAGCUUAGGAGUUUGGAAGGAAGGAUUCAUAAACUUGAUGAACAAAUCUCUGGGUUAAGAGAGAUGAGUGCGGCUAAACAACAAUCAUUAGCGACAGUAAAUCAAAGGUUAUACGAAUCAGAAAGAAAAUCCAAAGAAGUCGAAAGUUUGAGAAAUGAGAUGACACGAAUGAAAGGAGAGAAUGAAAGGAUGAAAGCCAUCGAAUCAGAUUAUAGAAGGAUGGAAGAAGAGAAGGCAAGGAUUGAAGAAGAGAAUGUGGAAUUGGUACGAGAGAUUGGAGAGGUUAAAGAAGGGUUAGAGAAGAUGUAUGAGAGUGUGGGCAAAGAGCUUUCGGAGGUUUAUGUUAAGAAUCAGAGCUUAGAAGAAGAGCUUGGGGUGGUUAGGUUGGAGAAGGAGGGGUUGGAGAAGGAGGUUUUGGAGAGGGAGAGAUUGGAGAAGGAGAGAUUGGAGAAAGAGAAGUUGGAGAGGGAGAGAUUGGAGAAGGAAAGACUAGAGGAAAGAUUGGAGAAGGAGAAAUUAGAGAAGGAGAGAUUGGAGAAAGAGAAAGAGAAAGAGAAUUUGAUUAGAUUUGAAGGAGAUUCAAGUUAUAGGAAUCUACAAGAAACACCCAAGAAGUUUUAUCCUACACCACCUUUACAAUCAUACGAUUUCGUUAAAUCUAACGUACCACUUUCCAAUUCGAUUCAUGCACCUAAAAACCAACCAAAACAAAAACAACUUCAACAACACUAUCAACAAGCAUAUCAACCAAGAGGAAGUGAGGACCUUUACGAUUGGUUUCUGAUUUUUGAAUGGUAUAGUAUUGAUUGA
Melampsora larici-populina 98AG31 is the source of this 5412-nucleotide messenger RNA. RefSeq lists its product as uncharacterized. Bases 1 to 5412 code for a protein of 1803 amino acids. The record is from RefSeq and is a predicted model, not a curated record. The transcript is spliced from 8 exons. NCBI's taxonomy places the organism in Eukaryota, Fungi, Basidiomycota, Pucciniomycetes, Pucciniales, Melampsoraceae.